This is a messenger RNA of Penaeus monodon (black tiger shrimp), 2417 nucleotides long. RefSeq lists its product as uncharacterized. The record is from RefSeq and is a predicted model, not a curated record. The coding region runs from base 655 to 2352 and encodes 565 amino acids. The transcript has 4 exons. NCBI's taxonomy places the organism in Eukaryota, Metazoa, Arthropoda, Malacostraca, Decapoda, Penaeidae. Gene Ontology annotation, molecular function: acetyltransferase activity.
UGUAUAUAUGCUCAUUUUCCACGUGGUGUAGCAAAGCAGUACCAAAUCUUUCUGCUUUGUUCUCUCCAACUCAUCUUUUCAUGCAAGGCUCCAUUAACGGCUAGCGAGUGGGCAAAGAAAUGCUAUGUCUAUUUUUAGCGCGUUGAUGAUUUGGCGGAAAUAUUACGGGGUCUUUUCCUCCCUUCUGAGGCGUCGAUAUUUGCGCUCGAGAUCGUUUUUUGUUUUUAUUUUUAUUUUUAUUAUUAUUUUUUUAGUAUGUUUAUGUAAGUAAAGCAGAUGAAUGAAUGGGUUAUUGGCUGAUUACUUUAUAAUUUUCUAUGAGGUUUAGAAUCGUUGGAUUUGAUUCAUUUGGGGAAACUCUCCUAUAAAGGAAAUAAUACUCUCGAAAAUGUACACUUAAAACUAAAUGAAAAAGUAAAUGAAUAAGUAAACGUAACGUAACAGAGGACCUCGUUCCGCAUCAGGAUAAUAGUAACCAACACAUGAACUUCCCUCCAACGUUAGAGUUUUCCUUAUGGCGCGCCAGUGUACUUCCAGACGUGCCAUUGAGAGAAACUGGAUAGGCAGUAUUAGUAGGUUUGCGGGGGAAAUAACACAGGAUCAUGGAAAUUCACUCUCAUGUUGAGUAAAUAAGUGGUCAAGUAAACAUUCCAUAUGAAGGAACCCAUAAAAUUUGUACAUAUGUUUUCGGUCAUGUUAAAAAGGAAAGCAAAGCUAUCGAUAGUCAUUCUUUCUUUCGUUUUAUAUUUCUGUAAUCGGAGCUUGUUGCCAAGUUCUAAAAUCUCGUUCAGCACGAGUAGAUCUCCUCUCGCUGGGAGUGCAUGGGAUCCUGGUGAAUUAUCUAAUGAAGAAGAUCAGUGUCGAGCUUUGUUCAAAAUAUCAGGUGUUUAUCGUGCGAAGAACAACCAGAGUUAUGACACAAGAAGUUCGGAGAAUGUUCCUGCUUGGUAUACGGGCAGUGAAUUCGUGAAGAUGGCUAGACGUCGAGUGAGGACCUUUCUGGAAGACAUAUCGAGACGUCCUGAAGGGCCGUCGACACAAGACUACAGAACCUUAGGAAGUGUUCUACCCCGUCUCCUUUACUACCGUCAAGAGAAGGCAGAGUCCUCUCCCCUGGCAUCGAGGCUGACAAAAUCCGACGAAAUAUUGCCUGUCAGUCGAAUGAAACGACCUCUUGCCAUUCAAAAGGACACGGAAAAGAUUUUCGUCAUGGACAGGUUUCAGACUACUGACGGUGAUCUCCCUUUCGUCCCCUGUCGCGUCAAGAGAUAUACGAGGACUGACAUCAAUGCCUGUUUUAAGAAACGACUCGAAAAGAAGAAUCAGUUUUCGAUGUUCUUCCUCGGCGAUUCAAAGAUACGGAAUAUGGUGAUAGAAUUCUUAAAUAUGACGAGCUACUUCGACUAUACCGUCUUUCGUAAGAACGAGUCGUGGCCGUGGACAGUUUACCGGACAAUGCUGGAGGACGAACACAUUCGCUUUUCCGAUUUCGAAGCAACUACGGCGUCUCAUCCUGGCUUGCGGUUCAUCUUCAAAUUCCGACGUUUCUGGGAAUGGCGAGAUAUGGAUGCUUCGGACGAGGUAAAGAUCCUGACGGAGUGGGCGGAGGGAACCCAGCCUGUGCCCGAUCUACUGGUUGCAGGUACCGACGCUGGAUACACCUCAUGGAUGCUCUACACAAUCCCGCAACGCUUGCAAAAUGACCCCAACUUCCCGUUAGACGUACUGGACCUCCUCAUGAGGGUGCAUGAGGUGGUUGUACCACUCUUGCAGAAGGUCGCUGACAGAACUCGAGUCUUGGUUCACGCGGACCCCCGACUGCGACCCCACAGCCAGGCCAAGAAACCUCGACAUCGUUUAGCCAUGAACGCUGUUUUUCAAGAUUUUUUGGAAGACUGGAGCGAGAUGAUGUUCAGGUUCUUCGAGAAGUUUGGAAGGAGUCGUAUCGUCAAGAGAAGGAGGCUCGUGACUCGCACCAUGCCCUUGGGAGGAGGUCUUGAGCAUAAGGUCCACGUGGUCAAGGAAAUUACGAAUGGAGAUCGGCCAUACGCGGGUUUCGACGACGCGCGCUUAAGGGCCGAAGCUAGUGCAAGUAGAGACUACCUCAUCCCGGAUAGCAAUGGCCUCUGGUGGUGGGACACGUCUCUCCCUCUCAACAUGGCGACAAUUGCAGAGUGCACCGAGCUCCACAAACUCAACUUGACGCAACUUCCACAGUAUAGUGACCCUGUCUUGCGAUGCGAGGAUCACCACCACUCCGGAACUGCGACGUUGAACUUUGAGGUCCAUAUGCUCCUUAACCUCAUCUGUAAUACACACUUGGCAGUUGAUCCGCAUAUCUGCUGUUCAUGAUAUGUAUAUAGGCUUUAUAUGUGUAAUUUUGAAUGUGAAAAAUACAUUUUUUUAUUAUUAUUACA